This is a messenger RNA of Cyprinodon variegatus (sheepshead minnow), 1888 nucleotides long. RefSeq names its product TNF receptor associated factor 2 (gene traf2b). Bases 182 to 1729 code for a protein of 515 amino acids. The transcript is spliced from 11 exons. Gene Ontology annotation, molecular function: ubiquitin-protein transferase activity; tumor necrosis factor receptor binding; ubiquitin protein ligase binding. NCBI's taxonomy places the organism in Eukaryota, Metazoa, Chordata, Actinopteri, Cyprinodontiformes, Cyprinodontidae. Gene Ontology annotation, cellular component: cytoplasmic side of plasma membrane; plasma membrane signaling receptor complex. Gene Ontology annotation, biological process: tumor necrosis factor-mediated signaling pathway; positive regulation of JNK cascade; positive regulation of canonical NF-kappaB signal transduction. The record is from RefSeq and is a predicted model, not a curated record.
UCCACCACAGUCUUUCAGACUGGCUCAAACUACAAACGGAAGUUAGUUUUUUAAAUAUUUAAACUACACUUGACUACUGAGCUGGGUGACUUCGUUCCUGGUGUUGGGAUAGUUUCGUUUUCUUUUCACCCUGACGGUCAAGACUCUUAAGGUUGGUGCAGCAUCAGUUUCAUGGAGAACAAUGGCCCGCAUUUCUUUGGAUUGUCCAGCCUCCUUGCCAGGAAUACCUCUCAGUGUGCUGUCGGUGCCCAUGGAGAAUAAAUACAAAUGUCAGCAGUGUCUCCAGGUCCUGAGGAAACCUGUCCAGGCUCAAUGUGGCCACCGUUUCUGUGUGCACUGCUUCAAACUGCUCACCAGCGCUGGUCCAAAGCCUUGUGAAGCCUGUCGCCAAGAGGAGAUCUAUGAGGAGCCUAUGUCCAUCCUGAACAGUAGUGAGGCAUUUCCAGACAAUGCAGCCGGUAGAGAAAUAGCAAGUUUGCCUGCCAGGUGUCUAAACCAGGGCUGCAGCUGGACGGGAUCGAUAAAAGAUUAUGAGGCUCAACACGAAGGUCGCUGUGAAUAUGAGAGGGUGCAGUGCGAAGCCUGCCAGGCCUCCAUCCUCCUCAAGGACAAGGAGAGACACAAUGAGAGGGAAUGCGAGGAAAGAACUCUGAACUGCAAAUACUGCAAAGUAACAUUCAAUUUUAAAGACAUUAAGGCCCAUGAUGAAAUCUGUGUCAAGUUUCCGUUACAAUGCAAAGACUGCGGAAAGAAGAAGAUCCCAAGGGAAAAGUUCAAUGACCACAUGAAGUCCUGCGCCAAGUCAAAGAGUGCUUGUCCAUUCAGCGAAGUGGGCUGUAAAACUGUGGUGGAGAACGGGAAGCUCAGCGACCAUGAGCACAGUAGCACCAUGGAGCACCUGCGUCUGCUGCUUCCGAUGGUGCUGUCCAUGACGCGGACACAAACAGAUGCCCUUGGAUCCGGGGAAUGGCAGGAGGACUCAGGGUUGGGUCUGUACAGAGCUCCUGAAGAGGGGAGCGGAGCUGCAGCUGCACCGCCUGCAGACCUGGAAAAAAAAGUAAUUGCUUUAGAAAACAUUGUGUGUGUCCUGAAUCGGGAAGUGGAGCGAAGUUCCCUAACCCUGGAGGCCUUCGCCCACCAACAUCGGUUAGACCAGGAGAAGAUUGAAAAUCUGUCAAACAGAGUGCGACAGCUGGAGCGGACGGUGACCAUGAGAGACCUGCAGCUGUCUGAGACUGAUCAGGUGGUGCGGGAGCUGCAGCACUGCACCUACGACGGGAUUUUUGUCUGGAAAAUCACUGACUUCUCCCGGCGCAGACAGGAUGCGGUGGCCGGCCGAACGCCUGCAAUGUUCUCACCCGCAUUUUACUCCAGCAAAUAUGGCUACAAAAUGUGUCUGAGGCUUUAUUUGAACGGCGAUGGGACAGGACGAGGGACGCACCUCUCCCUGUUCUUCGUGGUCAUGAAGGGCAAGUGCGACGCUCUGCUGAAGUGGCCCUUCAGUCAGAAGGUGACUCUUAUGCUCCUGGAUCAGAACAACAGGGAGCACAUAAUCGACGCCUUCCGACCCGACAUUACGUCCACCUCCUUCCAGCGGCCGAUCAGCGAGAUGAACAUCGCCAGUGGCUGCCCGCUCUUCUGCCCGCUGUCAAAGCUGGCAGGCAAGAGUCCAUAUCUGAGAGAUGAUACGAUAUUUAUCAAAGCCAUCGUAGACCUCACAGGCUUAUAAUGUGCACUGUGGAAGCUGCACUGAAAUCCUUACGCAUAAGACUAUAAUAUAUAAAAGUUUUUUACCUAUAUGCCCAUUUAUGGGUAAUAUUAAUAUGGUUAAUAAACUGUAAAAUAAUUAAAAAAUACCGUAUUAUUAUUAUUAUUAUUAUAUGAUUCU